AUGAUUAAAAACAAUGAAGAAGUCAUAGAAACUAAUGAAAACGUCAUCCGUAAAUUUCUAAAAUAAAAAAUUGAUACUUAUUGUUUAGAAAUAGAGUAGAAUAUCGAAGUAUAUGUCAUUAAUUUAAUCUUUUAGUCUUCUUUCAAUAGAAUCGAUGCAUAACUUGAUUAAUUAAUGAAUGAAUUACAAAAGCCCUUUAAUUCAAAUUUCCAAUAAUCUUAACAAUCAAUUCCACCUUUAUAACAUAUUUUAUUACCAUUCACAGAUUUUGGAAAUUCAGAAUUUGGUAAUUAAAUGAUUCAUUAAAUAAUACCAUUAAUUAAGGUUUAAAUUGAAAAUCAAAUAAAAAAGAAAGAGUAAUGUCUUCAUUAAAGAAUAAAUUCAUAAUAAUAAUCAUAAAAUCCUAAUUUAGAAUUACACUAGAUUUAAAACUAGUAAUUUGAACUUUAAUAUGAAAAUUUUAACAUCCAAUAAAUUAAUUCAACAUAAACUCAAAUAUAAUAAUCAAUUGAACUAGUUGAUAAGUUAUAGUAAUUUAAUCAAGUGAAUCUAGAGGUUAUGCAGGAAAAAGGUUAAUAAUUAUUCCUAUUUUAGCAAACAAUUUAACUAAAUUGAAUUAGUUUGAAGAUGCAAUAUAAGUGUAUAAAGAUAUAAUUCAAAUUAAUCCAGCACAUGAUAUAUCAUAUUAAAAAAUAGGUAUUCUAUAUUCUUAAUAAAUUAGCUGAUAUCUUAAGAGAUUUAAAAUCUUAUUAAUAAGCAAAAGAAUUUUAUGAUUAAUGCAUUUCAAUUAAUGUAAAUAAUUCAAAAGCUUAAUUUGGGAAAGGUUUAAUAGAAUAUAUUUAUUUAGGCGAAUGUUUAAGGGAGACUUAUUAAUAUAAUGAAGCCUUAAAAUAUUUUGUGAAAGCUAUUUAAAUUGACUCAUCUUAAUUAGAGUAUUAUAUGAAUUAGGGUAAAAGAUAAAGAUAUAUAUUAAUUAGGAGAUUGUCUACUUAACUUAAAUUAAUAUCAAGAAGCAUUAGAUGUUUAUGAUAAAUGUUUAAUAAUAGAUGCAUUUAAUGCUGAAGCAUAUGCAGGAAAAGGUUGGAAUAUAUAUUCUAAGAUUAAGGAACAUCUUUAGUUUUGUUAGAUAGAAAAGAUGAAGCAUUAUAAAAUUUAUAAUAAUCAUAAACAUUAUAAAAUAAUUCGACUUUAGGACUAAAUGGGCUUGGUAACAUGUAACAAAUAUUUUAGGGUUAUAUUAUUUAGAGAGCUUGAAUGAUUAUGAGAAAGCAAUAGAAUAUCUUGAUAAAGCUUUGACUGUCAAUCCUUAAUAUUUAUAUUCUUUGCAUAACAAAGGUAUAUUUAAAUAAAUUAUUUAAAGGUAAUUGUUUAAAAAGUUUUGGUUAAUUUGAAUAAGCUAUUGAAUGGUAUGAUAAAGCUUUGGCUAUCAAUCCUUAAAAUAUAAAUUCUUUAGAUUGCAAAGGUAAAAUUAAAUAAAUUAUUUAAAGGUUGUUGCUUAGGUAGUUUGGGUCAAUUUGAAUAAGCUAUUGAAUGGUAUGAUAAAGCGUUGGCUAUCAAUCCUUAAUACUUAGAUUCUUUGAAUGGCAAAGGUAAGUUUAAAUAAAUUAUUUAAAGGUUGUUGCUUAUAUAGUUUGGGUUAAUUUGUUAAAUUCUUUAAAUGGCAAAGGUAAGUUUAAAUAAAUUAUUUAAAGGUUGUUGCUUAUAUAGUUUGGGUUAAUUUGA
This is a messenger RNA of Paramecium pentaurelia, 1722 nucleotides long. Lineage: Eukaryota; Ciliophora; Oligohymenophorea; Peniculida; Parameciidae. The record is from the annotation of a GenBank genome assembly.